This is a messenger RNA of Trichoderma aggressivum f. europaeum, 1164 nucleotides long. RefSeq lists its product as uncharacterized. Gene Ontology annotation, cellular component: plasma membrane. Lineage: Eukaryota; Fungi; Ascomycota; Sordariomycetes; Hypocreales; Hypocreaceae. The record is from RefSeq and is a predicted model, not a curated record. Bases 1 to 1164 code for a protein of 387 amino acids. Gene Ontology annotation, molecular function: transmembrane transporter activity. Gene Ontology annotation, biological process: transmembrane transport. The transcript has 3 exons.
AUGUUCUCCUUAAAGUAUCUCUACAUCGCAGGAGUUGUCCUCUUCGAACUGGGUUCCGUACUCUGCGGCGCCGCACCAUCCAUGAAUGUUCUCAUCGUUGGGCGAGUUAUCGCUGGAAUGGGCGGGACGGGAUUAUACCUCGGCGUUCUGAACCACAUCUCUGCAUUUGCCACUCGUGAAGAAAGGGGAACCUAUAUCAAUGGCAUUGGAUUUGUUUGGGGAGUUGGUGCCUGCCUAGGUCCUGUUAUCGGCGGCCUCUUUACUGUCUCGAGGGCUACAUGGCGCUGGGUUUUUUUUAUCAAUCUUGUCAUUGGAGUAGCGACUGCCCCCAUCUACAUAUUCAAUCUCCCCAAUGUUCAUCCUGUUCGAGGAAUCUCACUCUGGGUUCGAAUAAAGAGCGUCGACUACGUUGGAAGCGUACUCAGCACGGGAUUAUGGGUGGCAUUCUCGUUGGCCUUUGUCUUCGCUGGCGGUGCCUGGAGAUGGCAAGAUGGGCGCACCAUUGCUACAAUCAUAGUUUUCGGAUUGCUCACUAUAUUGUCGCAGGUUCUUACCGCCAUCUGCUCUGCGGCCUCUUAUUCGGCGCUUUACAUACCGACUUACUUCAUUCCCAUCUACUUCCAGUUCGUUCAAAACGACACAGCACUGAAAGCUGCGCUUCGCCUUCUUCCCUUUCUUCUUGUGGCUGUGGCCUUUAAUCUUGCAAGUGGCUAUCUAUUCUCCAAGCUCAAAUACUACAUGCCUAUGUAUUUGGUAUCAGGGAUCAUUAUCACAGUGGGAGGUUUGCUGUUAUAUGUAUACUUGAAGCCUGAAACGCCUACGUCUAGCAUCUACGGCAUUAGUGUUGUGCUUGCUAUGGGCGGCACGACCAUUGCUCUUAUCAUCGCUGUUCUCGUCUUAGAGUCUGCCGCUGUGCGCAAUGUUUCGGGAGUGCUGGAAGGCCAGGGUUUCUCAGAUGGGCAAAUUCGCGCCGUUAUCGCCGGAGCUCAGAGUAUAUUAUUCGAGGAGCUAAGUGAUGAUAUGAAGAUGCGUGUCAUUCUUGCCAUAACGGAAGCGAUGCAGACUGCAUUCUUCUUGGUUAUUGUGUCUGGAGCAGUUGUCGUGGUGUCUAGUUUUGCGAUGAAGAGGGAGAAGUUGUUUGGAGAGAUUGUGGCUGUUGGUUAG